Molecule: messenger RNA, 1729 nt
Organism: Pararge aegeria (speckled wood butterfly)
Lineage: Eukaryota; Metazoa; Arthropoda; Insecta; Lepidoptera; Nymphalidae
Gene: nw
Exons: 6
Coding region: 74-1129 (351 amino acids)
Source: RefSeq, a predicted model, not a curated record
UGUCCCGUGUUGCGUGUGCGCACUUCAGCGAGUGAUCCCGCAAAGUUGACAAGAAAUCAUCCCGUCUUCCAAAAUGCUACUUCUCGCAAGCUUUAUCCUGCUCACCGCAUCCACCCUUGGGCCCGUUGCAGCCCAAAGGAUAACGACCAUCCAAUUAGACGGAGUGCAGUACUUUAUAUCGAGAAUGAACCCCUACAGUCCAGAGCUCAACUAUUUCCUCGCUUAUCAGUAUUGCAGAUCAUUAGGACUGCAGUUGGCAUCAUUUGAGACAAAGGAAAAGGCUGACUCAAUAACAACAUAUCUAACAAAUGCAGGCUACAAUAAAUAUGACUUUUGGACGUCGGGCAACAAUCUCGGUACGGACAUGUACCUGUGGAUGAGUACAGGGCUUCCUUUCAACGCGACCUUCAACUACAUGCGGCGCAUGACCCUUGAUGCACCAAGCCAGCACGCCGAUGACAGCAUGGACCCCCUGGAUGUUCCUCAGGGCAGCACAGCACCCCAACGCACCGCGAGGCAUGGUCUGUUUUCCAGAACUGAGCAUGUGAUGACCAACGGCUGCGUGUCACUCAAGGCGCCAUCCUUCCAUUGGGAACCACAGCACUGCGGCGAGAUCAAGGACUUCAUCUGCGAGCAGACCCGCUGCUACUACUACAACUACGGGUCCAUCCCCGUCUCCUCGGCGCAGGGGAAGCCACUGUCGAUGACGACCACAACGACGGCGCAUCCGCUCACAUCGUCGUCGCCGCCGCCGCCGCGCUCUGAGCAUCUCCCGACACAUUUCACCCUGAACGACCUCAUCGGCAAGCUACGACCAUCGUCCCUCGACGGCCUCCAAUCACCUCACCUCAAAGCCGGCGCUUUGCUUAAGUCCCCUCCUCAAAUCGACUCGCACUAUUCGCGAUCGGCUGAUGCACAUUCCAAGGAACCCGAACAGGGACCAAAGGAGGAGCCGACGCAGGGUCCUUAUGAGGCCGACGAGGGUAUGGUGGGCGACGACCCAGCGGCGUACCUCACGAACGAAGCUCGCGACGCCCAUGCUGUCGAAGAUGUGCCCUCGACCGCCGAGCCGGAUGCCACUGAGCAUUCCGUCCACGCCAGCGGCAUGCUGGCUCCCCCUGCAUACUAGCGUCCGACUCGACGGUCACGGUAAUAAUAAUUAUUAUAAGACGUGACUUAGGUUUACGUACUACCAAAAGUAUUAUUCAAUAUUUCAAAGCGUUUUGUAUGUAAAGCAAUAUUAAGACUUAAGUGCUUGCUAAUGAGGGUGAUAUCGCUUCGUCAUUUAUUAUUAUAAAUGUAAAUGAGAUUUAUGUAUUGUAGUACUUUUAAUUAUUAAUAUGCUCGAUGACGAGUGGUGGGAUCUAAGGGUUCUUUGGGACAGUAAUCUGUAGUGUUGAAGGUGCUGGCGACUCGCUCUGUACGACUUGCCUCCGCUUUCUAAUCAAUCAUAAUAACGAAUAUUCUACGAAAUAUAGGUACCUAAAUUUCAUAGACUCCAACUUGAGAAGGUUUGUCCGAUCUCCGAUGUAAACAUUUAUUAACCUUAAAAAUAUAUUAAUUUUAUGUAAGAAAAUUUUCUGAUUUCGAUUGUCUGGACAUAUCAUUCGGUGUAGUAGUUAAGAUAGUGUUUAUAUUAUGUGACGUACCUAGUUAAGUAUUAUAAGUUGGAACUCAAGAAUUUAAAGAAUAGUGAUGUAGUGAGUUAAUAAACGUAAUAUAAAAUUAA